UGCCGUCGCCGUCCCGUCCCGCCGCGCCUUCUGCUUCCGCUCGCAGCUCCGCCGUUCGCCGCGGCAAGAACAAGAAGGCAGUGGCCGUUCAAAGAACCUCCGGCUCGCCCGUCCGCAGCUGCAGCUGCCCGCUCAUCUUCUCGCUCGUUCGUUCGUCAUUCUCACGUCGCGGCCGUCUCCGCCGCGUCGCCGGGUUACGUAAACCUAUAUUAAACUCUGCUCGACGCCCAGCGUCGGACUCGCGCGGACGCCCUCGCCGAGAACGGACUGCACCAUGGCACCUGUGGGAAGCGCUCACGGCUACGAUUAUGACCUGGUGGUCAUUGGUGGAGGUUCCGGUGGCUUGGCAGCUGCCAAGGAGGCUGUGCUCCUGGGGAAGAAGGUAGCUGUUCUUGACUUUGUGGAACCCUCCCCUCGUGGUACCACAUGGGGUCUGGGUGGCACUUGCGUCAAUGUCGGUUGCAUUCCGAAGAAGCUGUUCCACCAGGCCGCCCUCCUCGGCGAAAGCCUCCAUGAUGCUGGUUGCUUUGGCUGGAAUAUCCCAGAAAGGAAAUCAAUUACGCUCGACUGGCCCAAGCUGAGGGAGUCUGUUCAGAAUCACAUUAAAUCAGUGAACUGGGUCCUCAGGGUUGAAUUGCGUGACAAGAAAGUGGAAUACAUCAAUGCCAAGGGUACUCUCAUUGAUGCCCACACUGUUCACGCCAAGCUGAAGAAUGGAACUGAAAAGGAACUGAAGGCGAACCACAUUUUGUUGGCCAUGGGAGGCCGUCCCAUCUACCCAGAUGUUCCUGGUGCUCUUGAAAACUGCAUCUCCAGUGAUGACAUCUUCAGUUUGCCUGAGGCUCCUGGCAAGACUCUAGUCAUUGGUGCUGGAUACAUCGGUCUGGAGUGUGCUGGUUUCCUCAACGAGUUUGGAAUGGAUGCUACUGUGAUGGUGCGUUCUGUUGUCCUGAGAGGCUUUGACCAGCAGAUGGCUAACCUUAUCACUGAAGAAAUGACCUCCAGGGGAGUCAAGUUCCUUCACAAAAGUGUACCUGUUAGUAUGGAGAAGCAAGCCGAUGGCAAGGUGAAAGUUACCUGGAAGUCCCUGGCGGACAAUUCCGUGUCAUCAGAUGUGUUUGACACCAUCCUCAUGGCAACUGGUCGUAGACCCUUGACCCUGGAGGUCAGGGCUGAUCAAGUUGGAGUCAAAUUAGACCCUCAAUCACAUAAGGUUGUCAGUGAUAGAGAGCUGACGAAUGUUCCCAGCAUUUUUGCUGUUGGAGACAUUCUUCAGGGAAAGCCUGAGCUUACUCCUGUUGCUAUCCAGGCUGGCAAGCUCUUGGCUCAGCGUUUGUACAAUAAUGGUAAAACUGAAAUGGACUAUGAUAAUGUGGCAACAACAGUUUUCACUCCUCUAGAAUAUGGUUGCUGUGGAUUGAGUGAGGAGACAGCCAUUGAGAGAUAUGGGGAAGACAAAAUUGAGGUUUACCAUGCAUUCUACAAGCCAACAGAAUUCUUCGUACCUCAGCGUAGCCCAGCUCGUUGCUACAUUAAGGUUGUUUGCUUGCGGAAUUCUCCACAGAAAGUUCUUGGUAUGCACUACAUGGGACCUCAAGGAGGAGAAGUCAUGCAGGGUUAUGCUGCUGCCAUUAAGAUGGGAUUGACCAUGGAAGUUCUCAUGGACACUGUUGGAAUUCACCCCACUGUCUCAGAAGAAUUCACCCGUCUCUGGAUCACCAAGCGCUCUGGUAUUGACCCGACCCCUCAGAGCUGCUGCAGCUAAAUAAUUCUCACUCAUCAAUUCUCUAUUGUGACAUCAUUGAAGUUUUCAGUUUGUUGUGAUCUGAGAACCUCAGUUGGUAUUAUUUGUCUCAAAGAUCCAUCUUGUUCCUUUCAUUGUUUACAUUUAUUUUUGGAGAAGCAAUCACUUAGUGUAAAUGUUAAAACACUGUGUGCACUUCAGUUGUGGAAAUGGUUUAAUUUUAGCACCUAUCUUAUUAGUUGUUGCAAAAUACAUCAAUUUGUGUCGAGGAACACCUAAUUAUUUGCUUCUUUCUCUCUAAAUUAUUUAAAAUAUUUGUCAUUUCACUAAUUCUUUUCCAGUCUAACUUCUAAUCAUAUUAAAGCUUGUUAGGUGCUAAAGCACAAAAUGUCCAUUAAGAUCCAUUUUGUGUAUGGGUUGUCUUUUUUUUUAUUUGUGAAGUUCUGUGUAGGACAAUAUCUAGGUGUCACAUUGUUUUUUAAGCAAGCAUAUGAACAAGUGAUUAUAAUAUUUUUGUGAUAGUGUGAUACGUACUGCAGGGAAGUUAAAAGGCAUUGUUCUGGUUCUUAUGACUUAAUGUUAUUUUUUAAUGUAUUUAAAAAGUUGCUGGUAUCAACUGAUGUGCUAAAAUCUUAAGUGUUUUGGAUGUGAGGUUGUUUUAGAAUGUUAGUGAAAUGAACACUUUUUUUUUGUAUACUGUUGUGGAUGUCACUUACAUUGUCAUCUUUGGAUUGAUUUUUUUUUUAGUGCAUUCAGUAUUGCCCCCUUUUUUUUCCCCAGUAACUUAAAGUAUUUUUGUACUUGUUUCAUUAUUUAAACUUCAUGAAUUGCUUUUAUUAGGAAUUAAAAGUUCUUAUUUUAAAUCUG
This is a messenger RNA of Thrips palmi, 2611 nucleotides long. RefSeq names its product thioredoxin reductase 1, mitochondrial-like. Gene Ontology annotation, biological process: glutathione metabolic process; cell redox homeostasis; cellular response to oxidative stress. The record is from RefSeq and is a predicted model, not a curated record. Bases 275 to 1765 code for a protein of 496 amino acids. Gene Ontology annotation, cellular component: mitochondrion; cytosol. Lineage: Eukaryota; Metazoa; Arthropoda; Insecta; Thysanoptera; Thripidae. The transcript is spliced from 8 exons. Gene Ontology annotation, molecular function: flavin adenine dinucleotide binding; glutathione-disulfide reductase (NADPH) activity; thioredoxin-disulfide reductase (NADPH) activity.